GCUCAGGAUCUCAGGACGGGAACAUGUGAGCAGGGAAUGGGCGACUGGAAACAGGAUUAUUGUUCUAAACAGCAGAGAGACGCAGGAGGGGCCGGGGACAGGAGAGACACGGGGACACUGUGACACAUCCGAGGAGAUUUUUCUUUUUCUUUUUUUUUCUUUUUUGUUAUUUUUGCGCAUCAGCGAAAUCCGGGAGGAAUAUUCUGGCCAAAGAUGAACACCAUUGUGUUUAACAAGCUGAGCAGCCAGGUCCUGUUCGAGGAGAAGGCGAAAGAGGUGGAAAUGAGCAGCAGAAAUUAUCUAGAAGUCAUGGACGGGCAGCAUCCAGACCUCCUCUCCAGCAACCAGACCAUCAGAGACAACCAGGCCAUCAGACACAGGCGGAGCGGGGGUCGUCCCAGCGGCGGUAAAGUGCGACACAAGCGUCAGGCCCUGCAGGAUAUGGCGCGGCCGCUCAAGCAGUGGCUCUACAAGCACCGAGACAAUCCCUACCCCACCAAGACCGAGAAAAUCCUGCUGGCCCUCGGCUCGCAAAUGACCCUGGUCCAGGUCUCCAACUGGUUUGCCAAUGCCAGGAGGCGACUGAAAAACACAGUGAGGCAGCCAGACCUGAGCUGGGCACUCAGGAUCAAGCUCUACAACAAAUACGUGCAGGGCAACGCCGAGAGGCUGAGCGUCAGCAGCGACGACAGCUGCUCAGAAGACGGGGACAACCCUCAGAGGACACAGAGCGGCCCAGAAGAGCUCAACAAGCCCAUGUACCAGAGUGUGAUCAAGAAGGAGGGCUCCUCCAUGGUGGGCAUGGCCAUGGGUAUGGGUAUGGGUAUGGGUAUGGGCAUGGGCGCGGGGCUGCGCUCGGCCGCCGAGGCCGCCUCACUGGCCGAGGACUACGUGUCUCCACCCAAGUACAAGAGCAGCCUGUUGCAUCGCUACCUGAACGACUCACUGCGCCACGUCAUGGUGGCCAACGCCGUCAUGGACGCUCGCAAGAGGAACCACUCCGGCUCCUUCAGCUCCAACGAGUACGACGACGAGCUGCUCUCGCCGUCCUCCUCUGAGGCUGAGGCAAACUUUGUUUAUCGGGCUGCCCCCCCACCCCCCCACCCAGCCGUUUGAUCCUCAGCCCUCUCAGCUGUUUAGCAUUACAUUCAGAUUGCUGUUUACAAGAAGCCAGAGGAUAGACUUAAAAGUUUGACUCUCUACCCCUAGCUUUUUUUUUGUUUGUCUUCAAAAAUACAUUCCAGUAUUAUCUAUUUGUCGGCCAAGUAAGUGUUCAAAGUAUCUGUUAUUGUCAGUCUGUAUAUGUGUGGUUGUUUUGUUUUUGAUCAAAACUUUGUACUUGGUUUCACUUAACCGUACCGCAUUAAGAGCUUCUUUUGUCAUCCAAUGGAAAGAAUCUCCUUUAUAGAAAGUACUUAUGUACGGUGCAUAUGUUAUAAACGUUUGCGGUGAACGAUGCCAAGUUCACAAAGUGGGAGAAAUCAAGUUGGGCUUAUGGGAGAAACUGAAGUUGGCUCUCUAUGCUGACUUUUUAAUUUUAUGUAUAUCUUCAAGGUACUGUUUAUGUGUGUCAAAAUGUACACUCCUUCAUAAAUUGUGCAGUUUUAAUUUUUUGGACAACCCAGACUGUGUUAAAGUCAAGGACUUUGAGAGGGAGUGAAGCUGCACAAAGUGACUUUUUGACCUUCUUUAUGUGUCUUGAAUGUGCAAACUGUAAGCUGCAGUUCUUGGUUUUCAAUCAGAAAACACACAGCCUCCAUUGAGAACUUAUGGAUGAAUAUGUUUUUACAUAAAGGUGAAGAGAAGGAAAAGAAAUGAAGGACAACCCUAUAUUAUUCCUGUUAGCGUGCCGAUGGAAGUAUAAUGAAAUCAAUCGCACUAGCCAAUCCCCAGGCAGUAUUUGCUUUUCAGUGGGGGUUGUAGGCUCCCACAUGUGUUUUUUAUACACCUGAUCCAGGCAGGGUAGCUGCGGGGUAGUGCCGGGCCGGCUCCUUGUGUUUCUAAUCGCACCUCUGAACCUCUGGACCACUCGCGACCCUCACACCUCACACGAUACCCGCUCUCUGGGAAGAGACAGAGCGAGGGAAGGAGGCUUCAGAGACAACAGAGCAGCCUUUGUUGGUCCUACCUGCAGUCCCUCCCCAACAACGACACUACGAGUAAAACAAAGGGGUUUCUACGGCCAAGACUUUGGUACUGUACAUGCCUUUCUCCAGCACAAGCCCUGCUAUCACAACCAUGCUGACUAAUGGAAAGCAACGGUAUGUAUUAAAGCCUAUAAAUUAUUAUUACAGACUUUGUAAAAACAAAGAAAGUGGUGACCAUAGUUUGUUUUUUUAUUGUUAAGUUAUAUAAAUUGAGAUUUCUUUUUGUUUGUUUUGAAAGAGACUGGAUUUUCAAUCCAAUGACCAAAUGCAUAUCUCCUCCUUGUUGCUCUCAUGUAAAAUUUCUUUUAUAAAAACAGUUGUUUCUUGGUCAAAGCAAUGAAUAAACCUCUGAAUGAAA
Molecule: messenger RNA, 2505 nt
Organism: Morone saxatilis (striped sea-bass)
Lineage: Eukaryota; Metazoa; Chordata; Actinopteri; Moronidae
Gene: mkxa
Product: mohawk homeobox a
Biological process (GO): muscle organ development; regulation of transcription by RNA polymerase II; cell development
Cellular component (GO): nucleus
Molecular function (GO): RNA polymerase II cis-regulatory region sequence-specific DNA binding; DNA-binding transcription factor activity, RNA polymerase II-specific
Source: RefSeq, a predicted model, not a curated record